ACGAACCAGGGGACAUUCCACACAUUCUGUUCUGUCAGUCUUGCACUGCGGAGUUACGGGUUUCGUUCACAUCGAUCUAGAAACCGUUUGUAAUUCACAAAUCAUCUAACUUGCAGCGAUCGAAUAACUCUCGAUACUUAAAUUGCCUGCAAACAAAUAAAAUAUGGCUGAACAACUGAACGGUGAGGAAUGGGAAGCCGUCGACGAUCCUGAUCCUAUGGAAGAAAUACAAGCCUUUACCCCUCAGGAUAUGGCAGAAAUGAAAAAAGAAACUGGCAAUCAACUUUACAAAACUAAGAAAUACACAGAGGCCUUAGCAGUUUAUACUGAAGUUAUCGAGCUCUGUCCCAAUUCACCGGCAUACUACGGAAACCGUGCUGCAUGUUAUAUGAUGCUGGGUAAAUAUCACGACGCCUUGGCAGAUGCUAAGAAGUGCAUCGCCAUUGAUCCAGGAUUUGUAAAGGCUUAUCCACGAGUUAUGAAAUGCUCUUUGAUUGUCGGCGAUAACAUCGGAGCUAGAGCAGCCUUGGAAAAGGUGUUGGAGCUGGAUCCCAGUAACAGUGCUAUUCUUUCGGAAAAAAAAAACUUGGAACACCUUGAGAAAUACUUACAAGAAGCAGAAGUGGCUUAUGAAAAAAAAGAUUUUCGUAAAGUUGUAUACUGCAUGGACCGCUGUUGCGAUGUGAGCACCUCUUGCGUAACAUUCAAGCUCCGCAAAGCAGAAUGCUUGGCAUUUCUAGGCAGAUUUCAAGAGGCACAGGAAAUAUCCAACGAUGUUUUACACAUUAACAAACAGAACGUAGAUGCAAUUUAUGUACGCGGCAUGUGUCUUUACUACCAAGACAACGUAGAUCGAGCAUUUAUGCAUUUUCAACAAGUUCUUCGUCUAGCACCUGAUCAUACUAAGGCGAUGGAGAUUUACAAGAGAGCAAAAUCUUUGAAACAGAAAAAAGAAGACGGUAACACUGCGUUUAAAAUGGAAAAAUAUGCCGAGGCAUUCGAUCUGUAUACCCAAGCCUUAACCAUAGAUCCUCAGAACAUAUUAGCCAAUGCUAAAUUACACUUUAAUAAAGCAUUGAUAUAUGCCAAGCUAAGAAAAUUCAGAGAAUCUUUACAAGAGUGUACCGAAGCACUGAAGCUCGAUGAAAGUUACCUCAAAGCUUUACUUAAACGAGCCGCGUGCUACAUGGAACUUGAAGAGUUUGAAGAGGCUGUUCGCGAUUAUGAACAAGCGUGUAAAAUGGACAAGAGCAGAGAUAACAAAAGAUUGCUGCAGGAAGCCAAACUUGCAUUGAAAAAAUCCAAAAGAAAAGACUACUAUAAAAUUCUUGGCAUUGACAAAAAUGCGUCAACCGACGAUAUCAAGAAAGCAUAUAGAAAGAGAGCCAUGGUACAUCACCCAGAUAAACACGCGAAUGCUUCUGAAGGUGAGAAAAAAGAGCAGGAGAAAAAGUUCAAAGAAGUUGGCGAGGCGUACGGCAUUCUUUCAGAUCCCAAGAAACGUGCACGAUAUGACAAUGGUCAUGACUUGGAAGAUAUGGAGGGUGGAAUAUACGAAAUGGAUCCGAAUGCAAUGUUUCAAUCCUUCUUUGGACAUCAUGGUGGUGGCUAUCAGUUCCAAGCAGGUGGUAUGCCCAACGGUUUUACUGCCCACUUCGGCUAAUUUUGAUUCAGUAAUACUGCUAUAUAAUAGAUAUGUGUACGUCACAAGAUGAAAUGCACCUCUGUAUAUAAAACCACAACCAUUUCAUCUUUGGGUUUCUGUAUCGUUCAAUUCGACGAAAGUAGCUUGUUCAAUUAUAUCACUAGUUAUUAAAUUUUCAUAUUUUUUCUCUGAAUGUUUUUUUCUUCUGUUUAUGUGGCAGGAUAAAAUGUCUUCAAUCAUACCUAUC
Molecule: messenger RNA, 1892 nt
Organism: Diprion similis
Lineage: Eukaryota; Metazoa; Arthropoda; Insecta; Hymenoptera; Diprionidae
Gene: Tpr2
Product: dnaJ homolog subfamily C member 7
Exons: 11
Coding region: 164-1663 (499 amino acids)
Molecular function (GO): protein binding
Source: RefSeq, a predicted model, not a curated record